Molecule: messenger RNA, 1572 nt
Organism: Mesocestoides corti
Lineage: Eukaryota; Metazoa; Platyhelminthes; Cestoda; Cyclophyllidea; Mesocestoididae
Source: the annotation of a GenBank genome assembly
AUGUUAACCUACUACGUUGUUCUAGGUUGGCAGCGCAGCAAAUCCACUGUGUAUGACUACGGAUCGGAGCUUUACUUUGGUGAAGAUCGUGCUUUGCACCGCUAUGGCCGCAGAGAACAGCCAAAACGACGUGCCUCUGUUGAAGCCCAUAUCCGGGCCACACGAUCGUCUUCAGAUAGGACGAAACCCAAGAACCCUAUCGGUCCGCCCAUUCAAAAGCGCAUGCAGACUGUUCGCCCAGACUCUGCCAGAGAGUGCAUCACUCCAAACAAGGCUUUGACCGGAUGGGCCCAGGCUGACAAGGAUUUGACCUUCCAGAAGGUGAAUAUCGAGAACAAAGAAGGACCGCAAGCCAGGCCAUACACUCCAAAAUAUGACCCACCUGGUGCUGAUGUCAUUCAAUUUCCAUGACUCUUCAAAGAACGCUAUCCGGCUUUCGGCGACAAAGGAGGGUUUCCGUUUGAAGAUGAUGGCGAGCCUUAUCCUAACACUAGCACUCUGCCGAUAUCACCGAAAUCCUCUGCUAGCAAGUUUUUGAGCGAGAUCCGUCUGGAACUGGAGAGUUUCGAAGUACCGGAGAACCGAAUAAUGAAAGGGCGCAUCUGUUUCGAUUUAAUGGAGCCAAUUACAGUCGAUUCUAUUGAAUUCGAUAUCAACAAGACCCUUGUUAUGGUCACCAAAGACGGGAAAGUCAUAACACCUCGAAAGGACGCAAGUGCUUCUGUGACAAAAUUGAAAUUACUUCCCAGCCGCCAACCCAAGCCAUAUAUUCCUGAACUAGCGACACCUGAAGAGAUCGACGAGAACGAAGGAAAAACUCGCCCGCCGUAUGACUUUGUCUUGCCCAACACAUACCGGAAGACAGUUGGUCUGAACCUUGACCGAAAAUGCAUACCAUUUGAAAUCUACAUCCCAGAGAACAUCGUCCCCUCCUUCAGUUACGUUGCUCCCAAUGGAGGCAGUGUGGUGAAUAACUACUCCGUCGAAGCCACAGUUCGUACAUGUGGUUCGACUGAGAGGGUUGGUCUUGUGCCAAUUACCGUUCCCGCCUUGGGCAAAGAAAGUGAUCCUGGGUACGGUCUUGGGGAUGAUCUUGAAGUUGUGAUGCCAAAUAGAUGCUUUACAAAUCAAGAAGGUUUCGACUACGCGGUUGGAUGGAUCGACGGUGACGCGAAUACUCCGAAACCAAAAUCUAUCUCGGCAAAAGUCAUUCAGAUAGUCAAAUGCUCUGCGAUCGGCGCUGAUUCAUCCGUCACCCAUGAAUUGGGCUCAGUUAAUAUGGCCAGCGGCGAUAGCAACUCCGUGUUUGAUCAGUACAAACUGAACCCAAAGAGCAAGACCGCGAAGGAUAAUUGGGGCGCCAACGCAUCGUCUCAAGACAACACUACCCAGUUCACCACACCCAGUGUCUCAACUGAAGGUUUCACCUGCGAUUACAUACUUGAGGUUGAAGCAGAUUCCAAAACCUUCAGUGGAGCUGUCAUACUCUGCGACCGACUUAGCAAGAACGACUUACAGCGAAACGAUUUAAGUCCCAUUUCCAGGAGGAACGACUUCAGACUGAAGCGUUGA